AUGAUGUUAACAACGACGAUACAUUAUCAUAAUUAUACGGAAAUCGAUUACGUGCCCACGACAUUUCCAACAAAUGUUUGCGAAAAUCAAACAGAAUCAUCACCGGAGACGAUCGAAGACCGAAUCAACGUUGUUGUUCCAUAUCUAGUCGUUCUAGGGAUCAUUGGAAAUGGUCUUUCCGUUUUAACAUUUGCACAACGUAAAUUACGAACACUUUCUUGUGGUUGUUAUCUCUUACUACUCGCUAUUAGCGAUACAUUCGGCUUGUUAAUCAUGUCACGACCGUAUUUCUUCAAACAGAUGAAUUUGGUGCAUCAUCUAGACUCAAGCUUUUUCUGUGGUCUCCAUUUAUUUCUAACGAAAAUAUUUGAUGAAUUAACACCGUGGUUGUUAGUUCUAGUAGCAUGCAAUCGUCUCGUUCUAUCACGUUAUCCACGAAAUGAUCAAUGUUUUCAAACCGCGCGUGCUGCACUUUGGAGUGCGUUAUGUCUCCUAUGCAUAAUCAUACUUAUUAAUUCACAUCUACUAUUCGGGAUUGGUGUGGGUUAUUCGGUCUUACAACCAUGCAUAGCUGUGUGUGGACCAUUGACAAAUUCACCAUACUACUUAUUUUUCUACAAAAAUGUCAGUCCAAUCAUUGAUCUCUGCUUGAGUUUGAUCAUCCCGUUUUGUCUCGUUUUUAUUGCCAAUAUAUUUCUCUUAGCCAAUGUUAGACGUGUGAAAACCAAAGUCGUUCGUGUACGUCGACGAAAACGAGCGAAUCGCAAUGCUCGCUUGAGUAUUGUCUUACUUGCUGAUUUAAUCACCUUUCUCAUUGUUAGUUUACCGGUGUUAUCUGUCGAAUGUAUCUAUCGUUUCACUCGCACAAUUGAAUACAAUGAAAAACUCGAUGAAUACAUUUCCAUAGCGUGGACUAUUGUGAACAAAAUUUUCUAUUUAAACUAUUCCUUAUCGUUCUAUUUCUACGUUCUAUCGUCGUCAUACUUUCGUCAUCAUUUUCUUCUUGCAAUACGUUGCAAAAGACUCCAUGAUUUGCUCUUCAGCGGAAGCAUCAAAGAAAAUCGUCUGUCUGUUGAUAUAAUCACCAAACAGCGCACGAGUCGUUUGUUUUCUACGCCAAAGAUUGUUACUAAACAAAACGAGUAUGAUGUGACCUCGUCGCCAGAUAUACAAAAUCAUCCGAAUGGCACCAAUGAGCUCGUUCCUUUACGUCAAAGUCAGACGGCACUAACCUCAAUCAAUGGUGACCCAUCGGCGAAACAAACUUAA
Adineta ricciae is the source of this 1269-nucleotide messenger RNA. The record is from the annotation of a GenBank genome assembly. Lineage: Eukaryota; Metazoa; Rotifera; Eurotatoria; Adinetida; Adinetidae.